Molecule: messenger RNA, 1187 nt
Organism: Microplitis mediator
Lineage: Eukaryota; Metazoa; Arthropoda; Insecta; Hymenoptera; Braconidae
Exons: 5
Coding region: 46-1161 (371 amino acids)
Source: RefSeq, a predicted model, not a curated record
UGGUAGUGAGCUUAUUAUUAAUAGAUUUAUAAGGAAGACAUCGUGAUGGCUGACCAAGAAUUUUCUGAGCAGCAAACGAGCCUCGUUGAGGUUAUUCGUGAUGAACUACGACAAGCAGCUAUAGAGGAGAGAAGAAAUCAUCGGACAGAGGAACAAAACAAACGUAGAGCAGCUCUAGGAGAAUUGAUAACCACCGACGACACCUGGACUUUGGAUACGAUUAUUAAGAAAACAAAAGACUUGAGAAAAAAAGCCCUUUCCAUUGAUGACUACAUCAAGCUGCAAAAUUCAUUGAUACAGGACGAACAAAAUAUAAAAGGAUUUCUGUCAGUCGGAGGCUCAAUACCAGCGUUGAUUCGCGAUCUUACGAGCAUCAAACCCAGCAUUGAGCUAGCAGCUGCACAUUGUUGCUGCAAUAUUGCUCUGGGAAAUAAAUCCCAGUGCACUACUCUCUGUAAAUAUGCGGGGCCUUAUCUAGUUGAGCAGCUGGACACCUUGAGCAAUCCUUUACUAGAAAUAAGUGCCUGGACCGUUGGUAAUCUUUGUGGAGGCAGUAAAAAUGCAUUCAAAGCAUUAUAUGCACAAGGCUGUCUCUGUCGUUUACUUUCACUAUUGCGUGAUUGUGACACAAUAAUCUUACCAUCAAUUAUUUAUGCAGUUACCCAGUGCCUUAACGAAGGAUUCGAAUUGAUUAACGAUUUAGAAGCUGUCGAAAUGUCUAAAGGAAUAAUAGAACGAGGUUGUUAUGAUAAUUCAUCAGGUAUUUGGGUUCUAGCGCUUUUGUCUUCAAAAUUAGAAUGCCGUGAUACACUUUGUACUAUUUUAUCAUCGGUAUUUGAUUUACUGAUGAUUAAAAUAAAUCAAGAAACUCCAGACACCAAAUUAAUAACCGCAGCAAUGAGAUUACUUGCCAAUUUAAUACCCGAACCAACAGGAUUUGCUGCAAAUAUUAUUUUUUAUAAUCCAAAAUAUUCAAUUACUGAGGUUGAGAAAUUAUUUAAUAGGUUGUUGCUUUACCCACAUGUUCACGUGAGAAAAGAAACUCUAUGGCUGUUAGGAAAUCUUUAUAAUCAUCCUCAAGAACAAGUUAGUCAAGCAGUGAAAGAUUUACUGCCCCGUUUAGGUAAUUUGAGUCUUGCUAUCCAGUCAGUCGCUACCUAGAAAAGCACUUGGACAACUUGUGACAG